This is a messenger RNA of Lactuca sativa (garden lettuce), 1276 nucleotides long. Its product is annotated as putative long-chain-alcohol O-fatty-acyltransferase 5. NCBI's taxonomy places the organism in Eukaryota, Viridiplantae, Streptophyta, Magnoliopsida, Asterales, Asteraceae. Gene Ontology annotation, biological process: lipid metabolic process. The record is from RefSeq and is a predicted model, not a curated record.
UCACGGAUUUGUUGACUUCAUAAUCGAAACCAGCUCGAAAUAUGCAUACCCUUCUAUAUAUAUGCAUAAUUUAUUCAAUAUCAAAAUUUAUUAUCUUAUAUGUAGGAUAUAACAAUUAAAUUUGACCAAGUGUUAUGACAUAUCUACCCAUUUCUCACCAACCUCAAACUUCAAUUCAAGAACUACCACCAUGGAAUUCCAAGAAGAUAUCAAGAAUCUUGUGAAGGUGUCUCUUUUAGCAUCAAUCUCUCUUGGUUAUUGCUACUACGUGGGGAAAAUCAUUCCAAAAGGUUUUCCAAGACUCUUAACAAUCUUUCCUGUCAUUCUAUUUUUUCUUUCCAUUCCACUCUUGUUUAAUUCCGUUCAUCUCAUAGGGCCACUUUCUUUAUGCAUCUCUUGGCUUGCUAAUUUUAAACUCAUCCUUUUCGCCUUUGAAACAGGACCCCUUUCCUCCCCUUCUAUUCCCAUCUUCCGAUUCCUUUCCCUCGCUUGUUUUCCCAUUGGAAAGAGCAUUCCAGGGAAAAACCCAACCCAUAGAUCUCCUCUUAACUAUGGAAUUAAAGCUCUCCUUCUUAUGACUUUCCUUAAGGUCUAUCAUGAUCAUGGUGAUCAUAUGAACCCCAUGAUCGCUUGGAUCUUCUUUGCGUUCUCACUCUACUUCUUUUUAGACCUCCUAAUGACUAUCAGUUCCAUAGUAAUGGAAUUCUUACUAGGGGUUAAACUUGACCCCCAGUUCGAUGAACCUUAUCUGUCCACUUCCCUCCAAGAUUUUUGGGGCAGGAGGUGGAAUGUCAUGGUCAACCGAAUUCUCCAUCCAACCAUUUACAAUCCAGUUCGUACAAUGUCAGCUCGGGCCAUCGGUCAUAUGUGGGCCCCAAUACCAGCAAUAUUGACCACAUUUGCAGUCUCGGGUCUUAUGCAUGAACUUAUUUUCUUUUAUUUCACACGAGAUUGGCCAACGUGGGAUACCAUGCUUUUCUUUUGUCUACAUGGAGUCUCGUUGGUUAUGGAGACAACAAUCAAGAAAUUUGUUAAUGUUAAAUGGAGUUUACCCCGCCACAUCACCGCCCCAUUGGUGGUUGCAUUUGUGUUGGUGACAUCUUAUUGGUUGUUUUUUCCUGAACUUCGACGAUGUAAACUUGUUGAAAGAGCAUUUGAAGACUACGGGGCAAUAGCGAAGAUAGUAACUUUUGUUGUAUGAUGUACAAAUAAUUAUAAAACAUAUUUUGAGCUGUGGUUUAGAACUUUAGAUUAUAAUAAAAUUGUAAAUGAAUCA